UGUGUCUCUGUGGUCCAGUGGCCUCAGGAGAAGCCGUGUCCCAAAGCGUGGGCCUCGCUGGAGAGAGUCAUCGAGAUCCAGAGUAAACACUGGCCGUGUCUCCAGAGUUUGUCUCAGACAAGUGGACACUCGCUACUGGACGGCCCCUCGGGGGCUCAGGGCCAAUCAGAGAAGGACGAGGCAGAAACCGUCAGCGCCAUGGCGUCGCUCAGUGUCGAUGUAGAGCAGCCGGGAUCUGAUCCUGACAACACGGAAACCAGCAG
Messenger RNA from Plectropomus leopardus (leopard coralgrouper), 263 nucleotides. Lineage: Eukaryota; Metazoa; Chordata; Actinopteri; Perciformes; Serranidae. The record is from RefSeq and is a predicted model, not a curated record.